This is a messenger RNA of Didymodactylos carnosus, 1308 nucleotides long. Lineage: Eukaryota; Metazoa; Rotifera; Eurotatoria; Philodinida; Philodinidae. The record is from the annotation of a GenBank genome assembly.
AUGACUACUAUGUUGAAUUCAUCCGUCGGUCAGGAUGAUUCAGAUAUUACAAUAAUCAAUCCUUCUAUUACUUCCAUUAACCCUCAUAAUGGUUUAUUAGAUGUAGAUCAAAGAUCAGACAACAAUCAUAUCACAACAACAAACUAUGCAAAUCAAAAUCGAGAAUAUGUUUUUAUUGAUAAUAAUGAUUCGUACGAUUCAUUAUGGAAUACACUAUGUCAUUAUCGAAGUGAUUUAAAAAAUCAAAAUAUUAAUAAUUAUGAGUGUGAUCGUUCUUUAAUUAUUCGUUUAAUUGAUAUAUUACGUUCAAUCGUAUCAUCACCCAGUAGUUCGUUGUCUAAUGAUACAACAACAAAAACAAAUGAAAUUCAAUUAUUAAGUGAUGAUAUUAAUCAGUUAAUUGAUCAAAGACAAAAAGAGAAUAAUGAAAAUACACAACAAUCACAUAUUGAAAUAUGUCAGCUAAAAAGAGCAUUGAUGAAUUUGAAUAAUGUACCAUCAAGUCAACUGUCAUCUUUUGCACCAAGUAUAUUGAAAGAUACACAAGAAGCUCGUUUACAUGAUGAAGAAAUAACUGCUAUGAUUAAUGAAUCAGAACGAUUACACAAUUUAGUACAAAAACAACGUGAUCAAAUCAAUGAACUAAUUUUUCUUAUAACAAACAACGGAAUCGUAUCUAAUUCACUUCUUGCAUCUGUCGUCGCCACCACGAGAGAUAUUAAUAAAGAGACAAUUGGUGAUAAUUCUAAAGUUGAUGAAGCAUCAUCAUUAGUAUCAUCUAUAAUACAACCAAAUUAUAGUCCUAAUAAUAAAAGAGAAACAACAUUUAUAAAUUAUCCUCAUUCACCUGGUACAAGUCCAACUCAUUCGCUUACAUCACUCUUAACUGAAUCAAUGAAUUCAAAAGUAUCAAUACAAACAACGGUUGAAAAUGAAUUAGUGAAAACUGAAUCUCUAUUAACAGACGAUAAUACACAAUCAGUAUUUGAACCAGUAUCAUCAAAUGAACAAGAGAGAAUAUCCAUUGAGAAUAGACAUGAUCAACAACACCAAACAGUAGUUGAACCAAAACAAGAAAAUGAGAAAAAAUGUCCGAUAUGCAAUAUCGCUUUUCCGUUAGAAACAAAUGAUGAACAAAUGUAUGAACAUGUCGAAACUUGUUUAUCAUUAAAAACAGAAAAUAAAACAUUUGUAUGUCCACAGUGUACUAAAAAAUUUCCAUCCAUGGACGAAAUCGCUUAUAUGCAACAUCUUGUAGAUUGUAUGAAUCGAAAUAUAAUGGAUCCAGAACAAUUAUUUCAAAAUUAA